AUGGCCACCUGCAUGAAGGCCAUGACCAAGCAGGGCGCUGAACUGUCCAACGAGGAGCACAACCUGCUUUCCAUGGCAUACAGGAACGUGGUCAGGUGUCGCAGGUCCGCAUGGAGGGUCAUCUCGAGCAUGGAGCAGAAGACCAACACCUCUGACAAUAAGUUGCAGCUGAUUAAGGACUAUUGGCAGAAAGUAAAAUCUGAGCUGAGAUCCAUCUGCACCACGGUCGUGGAAUUGUUGGAUAAAUAUUUAAUAGCCAAUGCAACUAAUCCAGAGAAUAAGCUCUUCUAUCUGAAAAUGAAGGGUGAUUACUUCCGGUGCCUUGCUGAAGUUGCAUGUGGUGAUGACCGAAAACAAACGAUAGAUAAUUCCCAAGGAGCUUACCAAGAGGCAUUUCAUAGAAGCAACAAAGAGAUGCAACCCACACACCCAAAUCACCUGGGGCUUGCUCUUAACUUCCCUGUAUUUUACCAUGAGAUUCUUAAUAACCCAGAGCUUGCCUGCAUGCUGGCUAAAGUGGCUUUUGAUAAGGCCAUAGCUGAACUUGAUACACUGAAUGAAGACUCAUACAAAGACAGCACCCCCAUCAUGCAGUUGCUUAGAGACAACCUAACUAACACUUUGGACAUCAAACAGUGCAGGAGACGAAUGUGAUGCGGCAGAAGGGACUGAAAACUAAAUCCAUAUGGGGUGUCAUCCUUUCCUUCAAGAAACUUUUUUACACACCUCCAUUCCUUAUUCCCCUUGGAUUUCCGAUAGCAAAGAAACCCAUUCAUGUGUAUGGAAUCAACUGUUUACAGUCUUUUCACACUGAAGCUUUGGGAAAACUUCAUUCCUUGAUUCAUGUUUGUCUUG
Cebus imitator (Panamanian white-faced capuchin) is the source of this 855-nucleotide messenger RNA. RefSeq names its product 14-3-3 protein theta-like. Lineage: Eukaryota; Metazoa; Chordata; Mammalia; Primates; Cebidae. Gene Ontology annotation, biological process: signal transduction. The transcript has a single exon. The record is from RefSeq and is a predicted model, not a curated record. Bases 1 to 654 code for a protein of 217 amino acids. Gene Ontology annotation, cellular component: cytoplasm.